AUGAACAAUACAAAUGACAAGCAGCUCCAAUCUCACUUCGAACUGAAUGGCGGUGGCGAGGGUGAUUCAACCAAGGUGUGGAUUCCUGACCCUGAAAAUGUAUGGAAAUCUGCUGAGCUCACGAAAGAUUACAAGGAAGAGGACCAUAUCCUAUACCUUAAACUGGAAGAUGGAACUAAUAUGGAGUAUCGGAUUAACCAAAACACCAGAGAGUUGCCAUAUCUACAAAACCCUGACAUUUUAAUGGGUGAAAAUGACUUGACUGCCCUCAGCUACCUGCAUGAACCUGCAGUGCUCCACAACUUGAAAGUGAGAUUUUUGGAGUCUAACAGCAUCUAUACAUAUUGUGGUAUUGUUCUAGUGGCUAUCAAUCCAUACGAACAGCUCCCUCUUUAUGGAGAUGACGUUAUUUACGCUUAUAGUGGGCAAGAUGUAGGAGAUAUGGAUCCCCAUAUUUUUGCAGUUGCUGAGGAAGGGUACAGACAGAUGGCCAGAGAUGACAAGAACCAAUCUGUUAUAAUAAGUGGAGAAUCGGGAGCAGGGAAAACCAUGUCUGCUAAGUGUAUGAUGCGUUAUUUUGCAACCAUCGGAGGAUCUGCCAGUGAAGCUAAUGUGGAGGAGAAGUUUCUUGCAUCCAAUCCUAUCAUGGAGGCAAUUGGAAAUGCCAAAACUACAAGAAAUGACAACAGUAGUCGGUUUGGAAAAUACAUAGAGAUCGAUUUCAAUUGCAGGUAUCUCAUAAUUGGAGCCAGUAUGAGAACAUACUUACUGGAGAAAUCGAGAGUUGUGUUCCAGGCAGAAGAGGAGAGGAAUUAUCACAUUUUCUAUCAGCUCUGUGCCUCUGCUAAUCUGGCUGAAUUUUCUGAAUUGGAUCUUGGUAAGGCUGAAAAUUACUUCUAUGUUAAUCAUGGAGGUAAUAUUUUGAUUGAUGGAGCUGAUGACCUGGCAGACUUUGAACGAACACGAGCUGCCUUCACUACAUUGGGUUUCUCUGAAUCUCUUCAAAUGGAAAUAUUUCAAAUUAUAGCUUCUAUCCUUCAUCUGGGAAAUAUAAACUUUCAGUCAAAUGAUCGUGAUGGUGAACGCAGCUUCAUUAAUUCAAAUGAUAAACAUCUCCAUCGGUUCUGUGAGUUGCUGGGACUGGAGCAAAGCCAGAUCGCGCAUUGGCUUUGUCACCGCAAGCUUAUUACGCUGAAUGAAACCUACGUCAAAUCAAUGGCAAUAAAGGAGGCUACCUGCUCCAGAGAUGCUCUUGCCAAACACAUUUAUGGGCAACUUUUCAACUGGAUUGUGAAUCAAAUUAAUAAAGCUCUAAGGUCCUCCUCAAAGCAGCACGUCUUCAUUGGUCUGCUAGAUAUUUAUGGGUUUGAAACAUUUGAAAGAAACAGUUUUGAGCAGUUUUGCAUUAAUUAUGCAAAUGAAAAACUACAGCAGCAAUUUAACCUGCAUGUGUUCAAGCUAGAGCAGGAAGAAUACUUGACUGAAGGAUUAUCAUGGACACUAAUUGAUUACCAUGACAAUCAACCUUGUAUUGAUGUCAUUGAAGCAAAGCUUGGCAUCUUGGAUCUGCUAGAUGAAGAAUGUAAGAUGCCUAAAGGAACAGAUGAAAAGUGGGCCCAAAAACUCUAUGACCGGCAUCAGCAUACAAGUUACUACUUUCGAAAACCCAGGAUGUCAAAUUCUGCUUUCAUUAUUCACCAUUCUGCUGAUGACGUAUUGUAUCAGUGUGAAGGAUUUUUAGAGAAAAAUAGAGAUACAGUUUACGAAGAACCAAUUAACAUUUUGAAAGCCAGCAAGUCGGAGUUGAUUGCAGAGCUGUUCCAUAAGGAAGACGUUUCUGCAGGACGUCAGGUCUCCAACGUGACGUUGAGGUCUUUAAGAAAAACUUUACCUGCGACAAGUGAGCACAAGAAAACUGUGAGCUGUCAGUUUCGAGCUUCACUCCAUCAACUAAUGGAAACUUUGAAUUCUACAACCCCUCAUUAUGUUCGAUGCUUAAAGCCAAAUGAUACAAAGCAACCUUUCUUGUUUAAUCCCAAGAGAGUGGUACAACAGUUAAGAGCCUGUGGUGUUCUCGAGACAGUCCGUCUUAGUGCUGCUGGAUAUCCCUCAAGAUGGACCUACACAGAUUUUUUUAGCCGCUAUAGAGUUUUGAUAAGAAAAAAUGACAUUCAUGAGGACAAGAAACAAACUUGUAAAAAUGUGCUAGAAAAUCUAAUCAAGGAUGUAAAUAAAUACCAAUUUGGAAAGAGCAAGAUCUUCUUUAGUGCGGGACAAGUAGCCUACCUAGAAAAGCUCCGUGUAAACCAGUUACGUGCUGCCUGUAUAAUGGUGCAGAAGGUGAUGAGAGGUUGGCUUCAGAGGAAGAAAUAUCAGCACAUGUACAAAGCCAUUAUCAUCAUACAGAAAUAUACAAGGCGAUUUCUGGCUAAAAGAUUUGUGGAGCAUUCUAGACGAACAAGGGCUGCCAUAAUUAUACAGAAGCAAUACAGAAUGUUGACUGUGCGAAGGUUAUAUGUACUCACUCGUAAAGCAGCAAUUACAAUUCAAGCUUGGGUUAAGGGCAUGGCUGCAAGACGGAUGUAUUGUAAGGUGGUCCAGGAGCAAAAGGCCAUUGUCUUGCAGAAGUACAUCCGAGGGUGGCUGGCCUCCAUGAGAUAUCAGAGAACUCGGUGGGCUAUUAUCCACAUACAGUGUUGUUACAGGCGCAUGAUGGCAUAUCGUCAACUGAAGAAGCUGAAGAUUGAAGCCCGUUCAGUCGAGCACUACAAAAAGUUAAACAAAGGAAUGGAGAAGAAGAUCUUGCAGCUGCAGUGUAGAGUUAAUGAUCAGACCAAAGAAAACAAAAUGCUGGUUGAGCAAAUGACAGCACUCGUUACUUCUCACAAAAAUGAGGUGCAGAAACUUGAGAAUGAAAUGGAAAACAUUCAUCGUAGAGCUGAAGAAGCUAAACUCUUGAUGAUGCAGGAGCAAAUUGCAAAACUGCAGGAGGAACUAGAGCAAGCACUUGAAGGCAGAAGAAAUGCAGAAGCUAGAGCCUCUCAGGAACUAACUCAGCUGAGACAGCAUCUUGCUGUUCUUGAAAAGGAAAAUAGUCAGUUAAAAGAUGAAAAAGAAACUUUUAAUAAACUCGUUCUGGAGCAGUCCAAGAUCAUUGAAGAACAAGUUGCCCUCAAGGUGGCAUCAAAGAGUCGCCAAUUACAGGUUGAAUUCGAGGAGGAACGAUUCCGCUACCAGAGACUUGUGAAUGAAUUCUCCCGCCUCGAACAACGAUAUGAAAAUCUGAAGGAUGAAGUGACCUUUAUGAAACAGAUAAAUGAAAUGAGAAGUAGCGAUGCUUCAGAAAUGGGAAAUGUUGAGUAUCAAGAACUUGAAAAUGAGAACCAGACACCAGAGGAUGAGCUCGACCAACUAAGAAAUGUUAGUUAUCCUGAAGGGGACACCAGGGAACACAAAGAUGCAAACUAUCAUUUACUGAACCAGCUCAAGGCAGCUACUGAAGAGACUGAAAUGCUUAAAGAGCAACAGACUUGGCUAAAAUCUCAACUCCAUAUAGCAGAAAAGAAGGUUGAGGCAAUGAAAAACAAGGCUACUAUGGCAGAUAUCUUUGGAUUACCUAAAGAUGGAAAUAAAAUGUCGGAGGAUGAUCUGCGAUGUGCUUAUGAUGCCGUUCGUGUGGCCAACAAGCUUCUCAUGGACCAGUUGCAAGAAGAGAAGGAUCGACACAUGAAGGAGAUAGAAGCUUUCCAAAACGAAGCAAGAGCCGCGAGAGAGAAGUUCGAUAAACGGUGCCACUGGUUUGCUCAGUCACAACGACUGCUAUUGGAGGCAGAUGUGGAAGGUGGUUUACAACAGGAAAUUUUGCGACUUACCAAUGAAAAUGCGGACCUACUGGAGCAGAUGGAGAAGCAGGACAGGACUGUACACAAGCUGAAGAAACAAUUAAAGUCCAUGGAGGAGUCGAGAAAUCUGAAAUCUGUCGUGGAGUCCUGUGUCUGUGAACCGCCUGAAAUAACUUCUAUCCAAAGGAAAGCGAAAGGUUUCCAGGGAAUGUUGGAAUGUAGGAAAGAAGAUGAAGCUCAAUUAAUCAAGAACCUUAUCACAGAUCUCAAACCACAAUUGGAUGCAUUGGGUGUGAUGCCAACACUCCCUGCUUUCAUUAUCUUCAUGUGUAUCAGACAUGCAGAUCACACCAGAGAUGAACAGAAAGCUCAUUCCCUGUUUACAGCCGUGCUAGGCGGUAUAAAGAAAGUUGUAAAAAGAAACAAUGAUUUUGAGAUGGUGGCAUUCUGGCUCUCAAAUACUUACCGUCUUCUCGUCUGCUUAAGGCAGUAUAGUGGCGAUGAGAAUUCAGUUGAAAUGAACACACCUGAACAAAGAAAGCAUGCCUUGAGGAAUCUAAAUCUCUCCCAGUAUUGUCUGAUUUUAUCUGACGUCUCCAUUCAACUCUAUCAUCAACUGAUCAAAGCUGCAGAAGGGAAGCUCCAGCAGAUGAUUGUAUCCGGGAUGCUUGAAAAUGAUACAAUUCAGAGCAUGACUGCAAGACCAGCAGGUUAUAGAAAGAGAACAGGAGAUCUACUCGGGGUGACCACUUCAUACACACUGAAUUCCAUCCUUCAGCAGUUAAGCUCAUUCUACAGCUGCAUCUCCAAACAUGGGCUGCACUCUGAAAUUAUUAAACAGCUCUUCCGACAGAUUUACUAUAUAAUUGCAGCAAUCACACUGAACAACUUGCUUCUAAGGAGGGACGUGUGCUCAUUUAAUAACGGUGUCCAAAUCAGGAAUAAUGUCAGCCAGUUAAUUGAAUGGUUAAGAGGCAAAAACUUGCACCAAAGUGGUGCAGUUGAGGUACUGGAGCCACUGAUACAAGCUACGCAGCUCUUGCAGUUGAAUAAGGUGACUGACGCAGAUGCUGGGGCAAUCUGCUCCAUGUGCACAGCACUCACAAAGCCACAGAUUGUGAAAAUUUUGACCCUCUAUACACCUAUGAAUGAAUUUGAGGAGCGUGUGACUGUAACUUUUAUAAAGACUAUUCAGAAUCGAUUAGCGGACAGAAGUCCAAGUCGGCAGUUAUUGAUGGAAUUGAAGCAUGUGUUUGCUGUGAAUUUUCCCAUUAUUCCUUCUCCGGUGAACCUGGAGGAGAUUAGAAUCCCUGAAAUCUUGGAGCUGGACUUCCUAAAGAAAAUCUGAACAUGUAUUUGGAUGAUGAGUUUGGUGGUGGAGCAGGUUUAUAAAUGGCAAGGUUUUUGUUUAAAAAUUGCAUAUUUUUGCACGAGUUGUGUUUAUUUACAAGUGUAUCCAAAAUAUUUAAUUGAAUA
Messenger RNA from Pristis pectinata (smalltooth sawfish), 5318 nucleotides. Its product is annotated as unconventional myosin-Va-like. NCBI's taxonomy places the organism in Eukaryota, Metazoa, Chordata, Chondrichthyes, Rhinopristiformes, Pristidae. Gene Ontology annotation, biological process: vesicle transport along actin filament; actin filament organization. The record is from RefSeq and is a predicted model, not a curated record. Gene Ontology annotation, cellular component: vesicle; myosin complex; actin cytoskeleton. The transcript has 37 exons. Gene Ontology annotation, molecular function: microfilament motor activity; ATP binding; actin filament binding. Bases 1 to 5190 code for a protein of 1729 amino acids.